UUUUAGUAUAAAAUAAACGUUUAUUACUUCAUUUUUUCUUUGGACAUCAAAGUUGUUAUAUCAUGUAACAAGUGAUCAUUUGCUUAUCAUUAAACAAAAAUUUAUAAAAAAAGUAUAUAGGCAUAUCUCUGGAACCUUUAAAAUUGAACCCAAAAAACUGAAAAAUACUGGUUUCUUAUUUUCUAAAAUCAAUGGGAAAAACGAAUUUUUGAGGAUAGUUUUCGAGGAAAAAAAUUUGUUACAAAUUUUAAAAAUCAUGUUGCCUACUAAUACUGCGAUUGCUUUAUUAAUUAUGAUGGUGUGCCAUAUUAUUUUAAUAAAUUCCUUCGAACACCCAUCGAAAGAAGAAGAAGAAGAAGUUAAAUUAGUUAGUGUGGUAUUUAGACAUGGUGAUCGUACUCCAGAUACUAUAUAUCCUAAAAUUCUUUAUGAUAAUAGUAUCUACACAGACGGUAUUGGAGAAUUAAUAGACCAAGGCAAAAGAAGAGUUUCUCAACUUGGAGAAAAAUUGCGUGAGAGAUAUAAUAAAUUUUUAGGACCAAUUUAUCAUCCAGGCGAUGUUUAUACUCGCAGUACUGAUUUCACAAGAACAAAAAUGACAUUACAAUUUGUUCUUGAAUCAUUAUAUCCAAAUAAUAAUUUACCAAUUCCAAUAACUUUUGAACCUAGGAAAAAAGACAAACUUCUUUUGAGAAUGUACUAUUGUAAACUAUUUACAGACAUCUACGAAAAUUUAAAAACAGAAAAAUUGAUUCAAGCAGAUCUAAAAGGUUUUGAUCAGAUUGAGAAUGAAAUGUCAAAAAAAACAGGAUGGUCAAUGAAUGAUGUAUACGAUCUUUAUAUAUUUUAUUGCAAUCUUGUAUGUUUAAAGUAUAUGAAUAAGACACUUCCCACCUGGACUAAUGAGAAAUUAAAUGUUCUGGAAAAUUCAACUUUCACACUUCAUAAUUUAAUGAACUAUAACAAUAAAUUGAAAAAAUUGAAUGGAGGAGCACUGUUAAAAAAAGUUACUAAGGACAUGCAGUCAGUUGCAUAUGGUAGUAAGAAAAAAACGAAAAUAUUUUUAUACAGUGGCCACGAUCUCAAUGUAUAUGCAAUGUUGGCAGCUCUAAAUGUUGUCAAGCCACAUCUACCAGAAUUUACAAGUGCUGUUAUAAUAGAGCUUUAUACAAUCGAAGAAGCUUAUUACGUUAGGGUCUUGCACUAUUUGGGUAUUCCAUCUGAAAUGAAGACAGUAGAUAUACCAAAUUGCGCUUCACCAUGUGCAUUGGAAGCAUUCUACAAUUCUAUUGAAGAUGUCAUUCCAUCUAAUGAAGAGUUUAAUUGCUAAUGGUAUUAAAUUGUACCAUUUAUCGUAUUAAAUUAUAUUUGGAUUUAUAUAAUCAAAUAAUUUAUAUGUACAACUAAAAAAAUACAGUUGAUAUUAUUGUACAAUAAAAAUUUUCUUCAUCUAAAAACUUGAAGCAUUCAUAAGCUCUUAGUCCGGGAAUUUCUCUAAUAUUAUAAUCUUUCUUUAUUUUUAUUUAAUUAAAUUUUUGUGAUACAUCGAUGCAGAAAAGCAAAUGAGUUCAAACACGUGGUUGAAUGACCAUAAACAUAAAUGUUUAGGUAAUCAUCACCCACAUACUAUUAAAUAUAUAUCCAACAAAAGGAAUAAUAGGUAUUAUCCAAAUUUAAAGAGACAUUAUAUUCUUAAUUUCUAUUAUUCAACUAUAUCAUCAGAUGAGAUUGUCAAAAUAUAGUAAAAAAUUAAUGAAUGAAAUAAAAUUCUUAUAAGUUUGUUUUGCUUA
Messenger RNA from Leptopilina boulardi, 1790 nucleotides. Its product is annotated as venom acid phosphatase Acph-1-like. The record is from RefSeq and is a predicted model, not a curated record. NCBI's taxonomy places the organism in Eukaryota, Metazoa, Arthropoda, Insecta, Hymenoptera, Figitidae. Gene Ontology annotation, molecular function: phosphatase activity. The transcript has 7 exons. Bases 257 to 1330 code for a protein of 357 amino acids. Gene Ontology annotation, biological process: dephosphorylation.